AUGGAUUAGGUAAUGCAGUUUGUUGAGCCAAGUUGACAGUUUGUGAAGGACUCAGUUCGGCUGGUUAAAAGAUGCACCAAACCCACCGAGAAAGAAUUCCAGAAGAUUGCCAUGGCCACAGCAAUAGAAUUUACUAUCAUGGGAUUCAUUGGCUUCUUUGUGAAACUGAUCCAUAUCCCCAUCAAUAACAUUAUUGUGGGUGACUGAGUCUUUUCUCAAUCAUGAGAACUA
Acomys russatus (golden spiny mouse) is the source of this 231-nucleotide messenger RNA. Its product is annotated as protein transport protein Sec61 subunit gamma-like. Lineage: Eukaryota; Metazoa; Chordata; Mammalia; Rodentia; Muridae. The record is from RefSeq and is a predicted model, not a curated record. The transcript is spliced from 2 exons. Gene Ontology annotation, molecular function: transmembrane protein transporter activity. Gene Ontology annotation, biological process: protein targeting; post-translational protein targeting to membrane, translocation. Gene Ontology annotation, cellular component: membrane; Ssh1 translocon complex.